Messenger RNA from Spinacia oleracea (spinach), 1070 nucleotides. RefSeq lists its product as uncharacterized. The record is from RefSeq and is a predicted model, not a curated record. Lineage: Eukaryota; Viridiplantae; Streptophyta; Magnoliopsida; Caryophyllales; Amaranthaceae. Bases 13 to 522 code for a protein of 169 amino acids. The transcript is spliced from 3 exons.
CGUGACAAAGUAAUGCCGACCAUGCUGAAAUUGUACGAAGAAACUCAUUCAAAAAAUGAUAAGACACCGGUUACUGAAGUGGCAAAAGAAACAAUGUCAAAAAUGAAAGAGCUUUUAGCGCAACGUGAGGCGGGAGAAAUAAAGAUGACAGAUGAAGAAAUCUAUGCAAAAGUUAAACCCAUUGGUAAACGCGGUCGUGAUCGUGGCAAGGGAGUAAGCCCCUCUAUUACAUCAUUAUAUGGGUCAUUCAGUGAAGGAGAAAAACUGCGAAAAGAAGCUAAUGAGGCAAAGAUUGAGGCAAAGGAGGCCAAUGAGAAAAAUGAAGCACUUACUAAAGAGAUGAAAGUGAUGAAAAAAAAUAUGGAACUUAUGAAAGGGUUCAUGGGAAAAAUAUUUGAUCGUUUGGGUUUUGAUAUGGAUGAGUUGUAUGCGGAAGGGGAUGGGGAUGGGGAUGGGGAUUGGGAUGAGGAUGAGGUUGAGGAUGAGGAUGUGGACGAAGAGCAUGGUGAGGUGUUACGCUGAUCUGUUGCUGCUGUUACGUUGAUUUGCUUUUGUUGUUACGCUGUAAACUGCUGUUGCUGUAAGUGCUGUUGCUGUUGCUAUUGCUGUAAGUGCUGCUGCUGUUGCUGUAAGUGCUGUUGCUGUUGCUGUAACUGUUGUUUCUGUUGCUGUCGCUGUUGCUAUUGCUGUUGCUGUAACUGCUGUAAGUUGUUGCUGCUGCUACUGUUGCUGUAAGCUGCUGUAAGCUGCUGCUGUUGUUGCUGUAAGCUGCUGCUGUAUGCUGCUGUCUUGUUGCUGUUUUUCCGUUUUGUUAGACUUUUGGUUUGACUUUUCAGUGACUAUUUUUAUGCACCAAUCUAGGGAAAUUUAAACCGUCAGGAGUGAUAGUAAUAUCCGAAUAUACCAAUCAGACAUCUUCUAAGACAUGUUAUUUUUGUGGUUUUUGUUUGUUUUGGGCUUGCUCGUUGUUGCAAGCUCUAAGGUGUUUUUUUGUUUGAGAUUGGACAACAAUUGAUGUUUUUAUUGUUAAUAAUAUUAUUGAAGUUGAUAAAUAUUCGAUUCUUAUGAAA